GGAGUCAUCGCAUUUCCCAAAAUCAUCCCUUGCCAAUUUAGUUUCCUGGCCUGGGACUUCGUUGUCGCUAUUCAAAAUGUCAACAUCAGUUGAAAGCGACCGCGCUGCCUACCUUCUCGACGCGCAAAACAAAGCGGUGCAACUAUUUGAGGAAAUCGAACGAGACCUGAUUCGACCGGGCGUGAGUGAAAAGACACUCAGCACUGAGAUCCACGAGCUGGGAGCUAAACGCCAUGGAGUCCGUACUCACUGGCAUAAACGAGUGGUCCGCAGUGGACCAAACACCCUGAGUCCCUUCGCCGAGAACCCGCCCGAUCGCAUCAUUCAGCCCGAUGAUAUCCUGGUGGUGGACCUCGGCCCAGUCUUCGAAGAAUGGGAAGCGGACUUCGGGCGCACAUACGUUCUGGGAGAUGACCCGGCGAAGCUGAAACUACGCGAUGCGCUGGACCCCAUAUGGCACACGGUCAAGCGACGCUUUCGAGAGAACCCAGAUAUGACGGCGGAGGAAUUGUACGCCAUCGCCUGCCAGGAGGUUCAACAAGCGGGAUGGGAUUUCGGUGCUCCCAUCGCAGGUCACCUGGUGGGUUCUUUUCCGCAUGAGAGAAUUCCGAAUGAUAAAAUCAGUUUGUAUAUCGCACAAGGGAAUGGGGAUAAGAUGAUGGUUCCCGGUCGCGAUGGGCACAUGCGGCACUGGAUCUUGGAGAUCCACAUUCACGAUCGGGCGCGCGGAUUCGGGGGUUUCUGCGAGCAGUUAUUGACGGUGGAUUGAUGCGAUGUGCUGGAUGCGCCUAAUUAUCAUGUGGAGAAAACGUCAGCAGACAGGUCACGG
Messenger RNA from Aspergillus costaricaensis CBS 115574, 829 nucleotides. RefSeq names its product M24 family metallopeptidase. Lineage: Eukaryota; Fungi; Ascomycota; Eurotiomycetes; Eurotiales; Aspergillaceae. The coding region runs from base 77 to 769 and encodes 230 amino acids. The record is from RefSeq and is a predicted model, not a curated record. The transcript has a single exon.